UAGAAAGGGUGUCCAAUAUAAUUAACAGUAUAUUACAGUACAGAACAGUACAAUGUAGUAUAAUAUACAGUACAAAUGCCUAAAAAUUACAAUACGUAUAAUCUGACAUAGAUGGCUGACCCAUAGGCUUAAUGUUAGGCUUUUUACUUGCAUAAUCACCAAUAGUUUCAGAAUUGCAGAAUUAUACAGACAGGCUGUAACAUAAUAAAUUAUUUGGACUGUAUUGUUGUUACUGUUUAUAUUUUCAUAUUGCAGAUCACCAUCAUGAGGAGAUCUCGGAUGUAUAUCAUCAACUUAAUUUUUCCAGUAUUCUGUGUCCUUGUGCUAGAUGUAGCCUCCUUCUUCAUAAAGGCAUCUGUAGCAGACAAGCUGAGCUUUAAAGUGACUUUACUGCUGUCCAUUUCUGUGUUACUGCUGAUUCUUCAUGACAAGCUGCCAUCUACCUCCAGUAAAAUCCCACUGAUUGGGAUUUACUGCGGUGGGAUUUUCACACUUAUUGGCAUAAGCAUUCUGGAAACCAUCUUUGUGAAUUUUCUGAUUUCUAAAGGAGAAGAAACAAAAUCAGAAGCACCAGCGGAAACCAAAUAUGAUGCUACUGGUCAUGAUGAUGGCGUAGACACGUUUCCCAUGAGAAUUCAAGAGCCGACAUGUACGGUCAACACUCAGAAGAAGGCAUCACUAUACUGGAACAGAGCGGCAAAAAUCAUAGAUGAGACCUUUAUUGUUCUAUACAUAAUCACUGUUAUUGUGUUUCUGUCUGUUCUUGGCAAGAAUUGGUUUCAUUUCGAAUAACCUCUUAUGAAACCUUUUAGUGUAUGUGGCUCCCCAGUGUUUGUUAAAUUCUAUUCACGUCCCUUUAAAUUGGACAUUCAUGAAAAUCUGACUUUUUUUCAUGUUUUAGUGCUAUAACUAGGUCCCCAGUGCUUCUAUCAACAUAGAAAAAUUUGAAUCAUGAAUUAACGGAUUGCUGGAAAUAGUCUUCAACGAUUUCUUAACCGGAUUUGCCAAGAACGAAUGACACUGGCGAUCACGUAGUUAUCAACAACAAAACAAUAACCAGAAAGUAGCCCACAGUAAAACCAGCGGAGCUAAAAACAAUACCACCGGAAUCAGUAGCGCCUCCUAGUGGAGCUUACAACAAUAAUCAUUUAAAUCACAUAACAAUUUCUUUUGUUGGAUAUUUUAGUGAAAAAGUGUGACCCGGGGGAUUAAAUGCUUAAACAUUUAAGAAAAUAAUAAAGUAAAAAAAAAACUUAUUCAUUUCAGUUAACAUUUUUAACCUACAAAAUACAUAACUUGGGAACUUAAAAUGCUCUGAGGAAUAGCCAUCUUUGCUUCUGAAUAUUUAGUCACUGUUAUUAUUUUUUGUUUUGGUAUACAGGGACACUUUCAUCUACAAAAUGCUGUUUCGGGUGUAUUUUUAUGGUGGAUUAAGUUCAUUUAAUGAUUGUCGUGGACUACAUCAUAAAGUUUUGUGUUAUAUCAAUAAGUUUGCUAUAGAUCCUUUUACAACACACAUGAUCAAAUAGCCUGCGCGCAUUUAGGCAACAGAAGUGGUGUUAUUCUAAUGUGUUAGCAACUCAAAGUUGAUCAAAACAGUUUACCAGCAUCAAAAUGUCUGGUUGUUGCGUUUGGUUGCACUAAUAUAACAUAAUAAUAUACGUAUGUAUCUGGCAACUUUAUUUUUGGCCAUCUGCUAAAAUCUUCUAUCCACGCCACUAUAAUACACGGAUCUUGUAGCUGUGUUGAAAAAGUUGAUAGUGUAAACUUUUUAAAAUAACAUUGUCUGUGUUGCUUCACUGCUGAUUCUUGUCAUACUUCCGUUGCCAAGAUGCGCGUGCAUACGCUGCCACGACAUCAUUGUGUCCAAACAGUAAAAGGGUCUAUAUGAACAUAAAUUAAUGUAAAACUUUAAAUGUAAUGUAGUUUAAGAAACUAAGUGCCUAAUUUGUUUUCUUUAUACUAAUACACUUUAAAACCUUUAAGUUUGCAAUAAUUAACUGGCAGCAGCUUUACCUGUACAGUACUGUUUAGUUUACAGUUUUUACUGUAUUAAGAUUUACAGUGUAAUACUACAAAUAAAUGUGCAGUUCAUUACUGCAUUCCUGUACAUUUACAACACAACACAACAGUAAAUUACUGUACAUUAACAGUAUGUCAAUUGCAUUUAAUUUACACACUGUAAAAAUACUUUGCUGUAUUUUUAAAAUACUGUAUUUUUACAGUGCAGAGAAACACAGGUAACUGAGUUCCUGGCCAUGUAGUGUAUUUUACAGGAAUGCUGCUGUACAAUGUAAAAAAAAAAAUGCAGCAUGAUGUUAAAACAGCUUGAUUUUGCAAGCCAAUUCAACCUACUCUUUUAAGUUUUGACCUGUGAUAAGUUGACAUAACUCAAAAAAAUAGUUGUUAAGUUAAAGUAACUAAAAAUUAUAUGUUGAUUUGACAAAAAUGCAGAUUUUUUUACAGUGUAAAUCAUAUUUGCCAAACAUACGGUAACACUUUAUACUACUGUUUCAACUUAAUAGGUAGUUACAAAGGAACUAAUCUAGUUACUAAUGGUUAGUUCUGCAUUAACACUGUAGUCACUGGAUAACUAAUAAGUAAGUGUGAUUAACUAAUCAGUAAGUCAUUGCACACAUUUGUUUGGGGUAAGUAACAAAUAGUUACUUUUUUAUUAGUCAUUAUUAACUACUAAUUGGUGGUGGUUGGGGAGAUUCCCCCGUUCAUAUGUAAAGCGCUUUGAGUACUGAGAAAAGCACUAUAUAAAUGUAAGGAAUUAUUAAAAUUAUUAUUAUAUUAAAUGCCUCCUAGAGAAUUACACAUUAACCAAUACUUAUUUAAAGUAACUAUGAAUUUCCUACUUUUCACAGUCCUAGUUUGUUUUGCCUGUUUCUCCAUGUUUUUCCCAGUCAUCAUCCUCCAGACAAUCAUCCUCUAUUUCCCACAAUCAUCUUUACUCCCACACCUGAACUGUGUUUGUCCUGACAUUUAUGAGGCUCAUCACUCCAUUGCCCGUUCUCUUCUUUGCAAUGUUUAGACAUCUAUGUAACAUUCUAGUUAAGUUGGUGAAUGUUUAUUAUAUAUUCAAGUCAUUUAUUCAUUAAAAGUUAUGUUUGUUUUA
Messenger RNA from Paramisgurnus dabryanus, 3121 nucleotides. The record is from RefSeq and is a predicted model, not a curated record. Lineage: Eukaryota; Metazoa; Chordata; Actinopteri; Cypriniformes; Cobitidae.